Messenger RNA from Lecanosticta acicola, 1462 nucleotides. NCBI's taxonomy places the organism in Eukaryota, Fungi, Ascomycota, Dothideomycetes, Mycosphaerellales, Mycosphaerellaceae. The record is from the annotation of a GenBank genome assembly.
AUGGGGAAGAAACGUACCCGAAUUCCCCAUUGCUCCCUCUGUAACACUUACUGACCUCAACUGCCUCAGGAGUCCAAUGCUGCAUCUCAGUCGACAUCGACGCCGUCGCAGGCUGGCUCGGCUCCUAUGGCGGACAAGACAGCACCUCGGACAUCUCGCGCGGCCUGUUCGCGGGGACCAUCGGCGUGCGACGCCUCCUCAAGAUGUUCGAAAAGUACGAUAUCAAGACCACCUUCUUCAUCCCGGGCCACAGCCUCGAGACCUUCCCGGAGGAAUGCCGCAUGAUCGCCGACGCGGGCCACGAAAUCGGCCUCCACGGCUACUCGCACGAGAACCCCAUCGCGAUGACUCUGGAACAGCAGACCGCCAUCAUGGACAAGUGCUAUCGGCUGAUCAAGGACUUCCAACACGGCAAGCCGCCGCGGGGCAUCGUGGCGCCCUGGUGGGAGAGCAGCCAGGAAGGCGCGGAACUGAUGCUGCGGUAUGGUCUGGAAUACGACCAUUCCUUCUCCCACCAUGACUGUCAGUGCUACUGGCUGCGCACGGGCGAUAAGUGGUAUCCCAUCGACUAUGAGAAACACCCGGACGAUUGGAUGAAGCCCCUCGAGGCCGGCCCCAUGACCGGGCUCGUCGAAAUCCCCGCGUCUUGGUAUCUGGAGUAAGUGAAACCGCGAGCCAGCCAGACCUCUGUUUCCCCCAAAGGGGAAAAUCUGCUGACCUCUGUAGUGAUUUGCCGCCCAUGAUGUUCAUCAAGAACGCGCCCAAUAGCCACGGCUGGGUCAACCCCCGCGACGUCGAAGAGCUCUGGCUCGACCAAUUCAACUACUUCUAUCGCGAAUACGACGAAUUCGUCUUUCCCGUCACGGUAAGCCAAGCCAGCCAAGCCCGCCAGCCAGCCUACCGUCCCUCUAUCCCAAACAAAGAAAAACAGCUACAAAGAAAGAAAGAAAACAAAGCUACGCGUCUCGUCUUCGGCCUUUCCCCUCGUCCAUCCAUCUAGGUUAAAAUCUGGCUCGCGUGAUGAGCAUCUGAUGAAGCCAUGAUUUAGUUGCUAACCAUUCGAAAUUCUAGGUGCAUCCGGACGUCUGCGGUCAUCCCCACGGCCUGCUGAUGCUGGAGAGGUAAGCUUACCUUUUACCUUUGUCUUUACCUUUACCUUUACCUUUACCUUUAUUUACCCCACAUCCAUCCAUCCAUGGAAAUCUUCCCACAAUCUUUCCACCAUCUCUCCAGCUGUCUGUCCGUCCAAUGAAAUCGGCCACUCGCUGAGCGAAAGCAAAAUCCAACAACGAACAGAAUCAUCGAAUCCAUCAAUCAGCAUCAAGGCGUGGAAUGGGUCACGAUGGAGCAGAUCUGUGACGAUUUCAAGGGCAAGAGCUCACCUCCGCCGGGGGCCUUGAUGCCGGCUGAAGUGGGUGCCAUCUUGAAAGAUCCGAAAUUGCAGUUGCAGAGGAAGGCUUGA